Carassius gibelio (silver crucian carp) is the source of this 7117-nucleotide messenger RNA. Its product is annotated as transcriptional activator protein Pur-alpha-like. NCBI's taxonomy places the organism in Eukaryota, Metazoa, Chordata, Actinopteri, Cypriniformes, Cyprinidae. The transcript has a single exon. Gene Ontology annotation, molecular function: RNA polymerase II transcription regulatory region sequence-specific DNA binding; purine-rich negative regulatory element binding; DNA-binding transcription factor activity, RNA polymerase II-specific. The coding region runs from base 46 to 879 and encodes 277 amino acids. The record is from RefSeq and is a predicted model, not a curated record. Gene Ontology annotation, cellular component: nucleus. Gene Ontology annotation, biological process: regulation of transcription by RNA polymerase II.
CACUCGCUUUUGCAGCAGGGCUGAGGGAGACGGAGAGGCUGCAUCAUGGCGGACAGAGACAGUGGAAGUGAGCACGGUGGAUUCGCCGCAGGCCCCGGUCCGAUGCAACAGGGUGCUGCAUCGCGGCUCCAGCACGACACGGAGGAGCUCGCCUCGAAGCGGGUGGACAUUCAGAACAAACGCUUCUAUCUGGACGUGAAGCAGAACGCCAAAGGCCGCUUUCUGAAGAUAGCAGAGGUCGGGGCCGGGGGAAACAAGAGCCGCCUCACUCUCUCCAUGUCCGUCGCUGUGGAGUUUCGCGACUAUCUAGGAGACUUCAUCGAGCACUACGCCCAGCUGGGCCCCAGCAACCCUGACACGGUGCAGGACGAGCCCCGUAGGGCGCUUAAGAGCGAGUUCCUGGUGCGGGAGAAUCGGAAGUACUACAUGGAUCUGAAGGAGAACCAGAGGGGGCGGUUUCUCCGGAUCCGGCAGACCGUCAAUCGCGGGCCCGGCCCUGGACCCUCGCAAGGCCAGACCAUCGCUCUACCUGCUCAGGGACUCAUCGAGUUCCGCGACGCGUUGGCCAAACUCAUCGACGACUUCGGCGUGGACGAGGACCCGGCGGAGCUGCCCGAGGGCACGUCGUUGACCGUGGACAACAAGCGCUUCUUCUUCGACGUGGGCUCCAACAAGUACGGCGUCUUCAUGCGGGUCAGCGAAGUGAAGCCCACCUACCGCAACUCCAUCACGGUGCCCUGCAAAGUCUGGUCCAAAUUCGGCACGACCUUCUGCAAGUACGCGGACGAGAUGAAGAAGAUCCAGGAGCGGAGCCGAGAGCGGAGGGCGCGCGAGAUGCUACCGGAGGGCCUGCACGGGGACGACGGGGACGAGGACUAAUGCAUACCUGUGCGUACAGGAAGAAUGACAUGAUAAUCAGACGUUACUGUAAUUUGGGAUCGAUCUACACACACACACACACAACCCUCACAGACUCAAACAGUUGCAUCUCUUCACUCAUCGCCGGAAACUACCCACUUACCCACCAUUUAACAGUAAGACGCUGCUAUCCACAACAUGAUGUAUGAUCCGUGUCCAGGAUGGUGCAGGAGUGUGUGUAUAUCCCCCUUUACCCACGUGUGUGACACAUUCAAGCUCUUAUGCACUGCAAAAACCCACUUGUUUUCCAGUACAAAUAUCUAAACAUCCUGAAAACCAUACACACACAAUUUUAUUCAGACCACUCAUGACACAGCAAAUAAUGUCAAUACUCGAAAUAAAAGAACAUACAUAGUCAAUGGUAAAAUGACACUUGAUAUAAAAACGAUACGAUUUGAUAUGCUUUCUAAACACUUCAGCACUGACACCAGUCAAUCAUGUUGCCAACUUGACAGCAGCUGCUCCAUGUUUAAAAACUGAUAACCUUAUGUGUUUAGCAUAUUUUAAAAUGUACUUUCAAAAAAAAAAAAAAAAUGGCAUGAAAAUGCUGUUCAUCUUCAGCAUGCACACUGGGGUUUCUAAACGAGAGCAUGCAAAGUGAGUGACGCCAUGGUGGCUUGUUGCUUAUUGGAGCUUCUGACCUCAUUCAGACUUGUACAGUUUUGCUUGUCAAGUAAAUUAUUUUAAGGAUGCCGUGUAUUUGACUGGAAAACAAUGAUGGACUUUUUUUUUGCAGUAUAAUACUAUUUCCAAAGCUGCAAAUUGAAAAAAAAGGAAGAAAUAUAUAAUUAGUACUCACUUUUGACUUCCAGCACAAAAGCUAGUAUUUAGGAACCGUUUGAACCAAAGGUUCAACAUGCAAACGAACAUCAGGAGUGAAGGAAUAGUGAUGCGGGAGUGCUGUCAAUAUUUUAACAUGCACUAUUGUUAGAUUAAUCAAUUUAUAUAAAUGGAUUUCACCCAUUCUGGUUCGACUUAAAAGGUACACUUGGUCAUUUUUCAAUUAUUUAAACUUUUUUUUUUUUGCAUGGUUGCAUCAUGGGGUCCACCAUGUUGAGAUUACAUGACCAGUCAAAUUAUCAGCAUAAACUCAAUGAUAUUAUUCACUUUAAUUUGCAGAAAAUGUGUCAUAGCAAAAUAAGCUUCAUGUCUAACAUAAACCCAAAAUGACCGAGUGCACCUUGAAAUGCAUAUGAGGAGAUCUAGAUAUGUUGUUUACUCAUUUGCCUUUUAAAUUCUAUAGACCAAGCAAAUGAGAUUGUUUGUUUGCACGCCUCAUGCAACAGCGAAGGCAUUGCUAAAACAACCGGUUGACAUUUGUUCCUGUUAAAUACGAACCCUGUUGCACCAUUGCCCACUGACAUUUGGGCAGACGUUCAUUGAAGUGCUAACUUAGAUAUACAAACUAUGAUUUUGUGAAUCAGAUGUACUUAGAUCCUUAUGAAAUUGCCCACGUUUUCUGUGGGAAUUCUUCAUUUUUGGGAGGGGGGGUAGGGUGGGAGAGUGGUGGUUACUCAAAAAGGAGCUGUCCACUAGUGCGAGUUGUGUUAAUACCUGCGCGGAGCAUCCUCUACAACGUCAAAAAAACAACUUUGGUGCCUUAUAUUCUCCACACGUUUACAUGCUUUACGUGUUUCGAUCAUUUUCUUUCCGAUCGCUGUUUGUCUUUCUUUGUCGUUUGGGGUCACAACAGCGUAGUCGCUGUACCGCUCGUGGAGCUUCUUCGAUGACUUCUUCGACAAGCCAAUCAAAGAAAGAGGCGUUGCUGUGAAAAGAACAAUGAUGUCAUAAUCAAACAGCGCUGACGUAAACAUGGAUGUGCUGCGUUCACGUCUUAUCAGAAUUACUUUGGUUCUCCAUAGGGGUGCUCAAAGGCAAAAUCGAUUUGGGGUUUUGUCAUUGAUGCCAGCUUUCGUGAAAUUUUUACAGUUAUGAUAGACAUAGAUGUUUUUUUUUUUUUUUGCUUGUCAAAAACUUCUGUAGUUCUGGCGCAACGUGAACACAGCAGUAGUCACCUAAAGACGGUGGAGGUCUGCUCCUUGUGCUUCUUGUAAAAAUAUAUAAAAAGUAACAAGUUUAAAAAAAGAAAAAGCUGCGUGUACAAAAAAAUUAUAAAAACAAAUUAAUAAAUAAAAACAGCGUGAUAAGUUUGUAUGUAUGUUUCUCGCUACAGCCCAGCGUUAUGUUAAUGUAGGCCUAUAUUAGUAGACUUACGGCCGAGGCAGUAGCCUGUAUGAUUUUUUUGUAUGGUGCUAAUAUCCCCGUUCGUGGGAUUUUUUUUUUUUCUGCCGGUCUUAUCAGUUGCUGAAUUUGUUUGUCAACCUCGUCACAUUGCACCUUGAGAUUUUACUUUUCUCGCUAAAGUUACAAUGCUAUCAUUUCAGUAUCUUGUGCAAUAGGCUGCAUUGCCCCAAAUUCAGCCCUGCUGCAGUUUCAUGUCCCCCUUUGGACCCCCAAUCAAAACUAUUUCCUGAGAGAGCUUAUAACUGGUACUGUAUUCAAUGUAGGGAUAUGCUGGUAUCAAAUUUUCCUGUUGCGAUUAAUUGCUCAUGCUUUUGUCACAGUAUACGGUAUUAUCUCGGUAUUGAAAAUUUAUUUUAAAAAAAGUUGUCAUAAUACAGUAUAACCCAUUUAAUAACAUUAUUCUUAUAAAAAAAUAACUGAAGAUUAAAUACAAUGAAUCAAUGCAGAAAAAUAUAUAAAGUUAAAAGUUUUACACAGAUUAAAAUGCAAAAGAACUAUAAAGACCAAUAGGUAUCACUUUACAAUAAUACCUCAUUAGUUAACCAUCAACAUUCACAAUGAGCAAUAGCUACAUUUUCUAGAGAAGGAAUUAAUCUUUGUUAAAAAAUACAAGUUCAUGUUAGGUCAUUAAAUAAUACAGUUGUUAACUUUAGAUGUUAACAACAUGUUAUUAAAUGUCAGAAUAACUAAGAUUAAUGAAUGUUCAGAAGAAUUUUUACUUGGCAGUUUAAUUAAUGAAUUAACUAAUGUUAAAUAAUGAACCCCUAAUGUGAAGUGUGAAUUAACAAAUAACCAAAUCACUUAAAAAAAAUAUCUAGGGCAUGUUGUAGUCCAGAUUAAAAUGUAAAACAAGUUUGAAAAUAAAUAGCCUACUAAGUCUAAAUACUUAAGUAUUUGGCACUGUGAUGAACACCAUAGCAAAUCCACAAAUCUGAAUGGCUAUUUAAAUAUGUUUUAGAAAGUAGCGUAGCUGCUUUAUGGGGUUUCCAGGCUGCAUUUUCUGCAGUUUAUCGCCAUCUGCUGUCAUAGAGUGGAUGUGCUUUCAUUCAGCGCAUCUCGCACGUGUUUAGAAGGGCCCACCAUAACAAUAUCAUGCGUAUUCAUUACCGCGAUAUAUCGCAUUACCGAAUACCAGCACAUGUCUUAUUCAGUAUCUGAUUGGAAAUCCUACAAAAUCCCUGAAUGAUGUUGCAAUAACUAUGAAAAUAUGACACUAUCUUUUAAAGUUUCACACAUGUAACUGAAGAUACAAAUGAACAAAUUAAACAUUUGUCAUUUCUUUUUUUUGUUAAUUCAGUUGUAUAAUCCAUCUGAUUAGAACUCAACUUCAACACGACACAAGCAUUACCAGAAAUACUACAUUGAGUAUGUAGAAAACAAUAAUGCAAUGUUUUUGAACAGGCAUUACAGAUAGCUACCUCUUGGGGUUCGAGGGGGGUCAGAUUCUGCGGGAUGAUUGAAUGUUGCGCGACAUCUGCAUUCUAAAUGUGUGUGGAUACUUGUCCCCUGCAACAACAAAAAUGUACGCAUGAGGCUCGCUGUAAUUGAAAAUUUUUUCUGCAUAUUAAACUAACCUUUUGACUGCCCAAGUCAAAGUUAAGGGUUUAUUCUAGUAACAUAGCCAGUCACCACAAACAGGGGCCGCCUGAAAACACCUGCAUGUAUACGGUAGCAAAUCUGAUCUCCGCCAAUCCGAAACAAUCCUGUAUGACCUAAAAAUACAGUGAUGUAGUCACUUCAAAAGCUUCUCGGUGGUUUGAUACUCUGUUGCUAAUAUAUAUAUAUGUUUUUGCUGUUGUUGUUUUUUUAGGCAAUGUUAAAUGCACAAUGCUUCAGUCAGAGAUAUUCAUAACUAUUUAUUUGAUAAAAUAUCUUGUGAAUGUUGUUAGGGGAAAAAAAAUAUAUAUAUUUUUUUCCUCAAUCCGUUUCUCGACAUAAGCCAGCUCACUAGUAUUGCAGGUAAAAGCCUGUUAGCUCUCAGACCCAAACAUCACAAAUACUAAGAGAUGUGGGGUUUUGUAAAAACGAGACCUUCAUAUCUACUGAAGCCACCAGCCUACAGACAGUUUGGAGGUUUCUAGCCACAGACCUCCAUGCUAAAGGCCUGUUUUGUGCUAAAGGGCCUGUUUCGUGCUAAGCACAUGAGGAAAAUCUAUUGGGGAUCAAGGCUGACUUUAUUCCUGCAGAGCGUUUGGUCUCUUGUUUACCACUGCACAAUAUUAAAGCAUACAUACGCACUUUGUCUCGAUUUGCCCUCACAUCUCUUAAGACUGAAUCUGAAACGGCAUGCUUCUCUUGUAGGGACUAUUUUAGCUCUGUUUGUAGACGGGUUAUAUUUCUUUUCCUCUUGAGACCGGUAAGCAAAUCUUUUUCCUAUCACUGCCCAGAUCCAAUUACAAAAAAACUGUUUGAUGUGUGCCACUGUGCGAAAUCUAAACUGGAAGUAACAUUUAAGGGUGUUUUCUAGUGAUGCAAAAACACCGUCGAUCGAAUAUACGCGUUUUAAGUCAAUCGUGAACUUCGUGAAGGUGCUAAAUGGCUCAAUCCUGUCCGGGUGGCAUCGUUCAGCUAAGACUUUUCUCAUUUAAUAGUGUUCGAGCUCUCCACCAGCAAAGACCAGUAUUGGUUUGAUGCACAACAGGCUGUGGGGACAAAAAAUUAGAUGGUACUCCAUGCUGGACUGGAAUAGCAAUUUCAGGCUUUUCUCCAAUUCCAGGUGCUGAUUCGAAGCAUCACCUGUCCUUAAUGAGCAGAACAGAAUUAAUGGAGCUGCACAGACACCUUAAAGCCCUCACGUAUCUGCGAUUUCCAAUACGAAGAGCGAAGCGCAACCUUUUAACUUGAUCUAUGUGUGAAUCUUAUGAAGUGUGUGUGUGCCAUUAUAUGUCCCCUUCCCUAUUAAACCACGGCCAGUCACCAACUUGGAUUAGUUCUCAUACUUCACGUUCCUUCGGUCUCACAAGCUCAAGGCUUUGACCUGCUUAGCAUGUAACUGUGAGCGUUUUGUGUAUUAAGCAGACUGUCUGGGAGGGGUCCUGCAUCGAGGGUCAAUGCACAAGGAGGGUAUUCACAUAUCCCACCAACCAUUUCCUUUUUAUUCCCUAUCAAAUGUGUUGUACUUAAAAAUAUAUAUAUAUGACCUGUGAUGUGUGUGUAUAUAUGGUUUGUUACAUAUGAUGCUCCUCUUUAUUAAAGAUAAAAGAUAGCAUAUAUAUAUAUAUAUAAAAAAUAUAUAAAUAUGUAAAUGAUUCCUAAAUAUAUGUUCCUAUAUUCAUGGGGAAUGUAUAUAUAGGAAAAAAGCAUAUUGCUGUUUUUUUUUUCCUUUGUAUUUUAUACUUACAGAAAGCAUUGAAUCAAAUGGAUAAAAUCCUUGCACUUUAAAUAUAUAAAGAAAUAAAAAAAAAAUCAGCAUAUUAUUUUUGAUAGUUGACCUCACGUUCAAAGAUUCUAUAAUUACUUUCCAGGCUUUGUGACAAUUGCUGUUUGGCAGAAAUAUAUGAAGUUCUUCUACAUAUUGAAGUCUAUUUUGUCUGUGUUACAGAAGGUUUACUAAAGUAAAUUGCAUGAUGACUAAGUAGUGCACCAACUGUUAUUUUCUUUAGUUGGUUAAAAAUGUCUAAUGAAAAAAUACUGUGAUUAUUCUCAUGUGUGUACCCAUGUUAAACCUAAGUCAUACAUUCAAAGGUAUUCUGUUCAGCCUUUCCUAUAACAUGAAUAUGGUGCUUAAAUUGCUUAGAAAUGCCAUCGUGUUCCACUUUUCUUCAUUGCCACAAAGUUCCUCCUCAUUCUCUGUUUGUUCCCUUGGCUGUUUUGCGUGUUCUCACAACUUUAUUCAGAUUUACGUUUCUUGGUAACAAGUGUAUUUUUGUACAGGUACGUAUGUUGUUCUUGAGUUGGAAAGCCUUUGUGUCUGAAAAUGACUAAUUGCAAUAAAUCAUCCAUUCCUCCCUGGCAA